AUGUCAGUUCUAAGCUUAUCCAUCUUCCCCCAUUUUUCUUCCAAUCAAAUCCUUCUUCUCCUUCCUCUCCCACUGUAGAUUUCUACCUGAAAAACGCCAUGGAUGUAGCCCCGGAAGAGCUUCAAUUCUUAACCAUUCCAGAGAUUCUCAGAGAAUCCAUUAUCAUCCCUAAGCUCUCUCCCAAGACCUUCUACCUCAUCACUCUCACCCUCAUCUUCCCCCUUUCCUUCGCCAUUCUCGCCCACUCCCUCUUCACCCACCCCCUUCUCCUCCACAUCCAAAACCCUUCCGCCGAUCCCCUUCAAACCCGCCAUAGAUGGGCCAAGCUCCUCUCCUUUCAAUUCUCCUACCUUAUAUUCCUCUUCGCUUUCUCCCUUCUCUCCACCGCCGCCGUCGUCUUCACCGUCGCCUCUCUCUACACUUCCAAAUCCGUCUCCUAUUCCGCCACUCUCUCCGCCAUUCCCAAAGUCUUCAAACGCCUCUUCAUCACUUUCAUCUGGGUUUCUCUCCUCAUGAUUCUCUAUAACUCCAUUUUCUUCGCCUUCUUGCUACUCCUCCUCCUCGCAAUCGAUACCCACAAUUACCUUUUGUUCUUCUUCUGCAUUUUCGUUAUCGUCAUCCUGUUUCUUGUUGUUCAUGUUUACAUCACCGCCUUGUGGCAUUUGGCCAGCGUUGUGUCUGUGCUUGAACCGAUUUAUGGAUUUGCCGCCAUGAAAAAGAGCUAUGAAUUGCUUAAGGGGAAAACCCGAUUGGCGGCGGUGCUUGUUUUUGCUUAUUUUGCGAUUUGUGCUACAAUUAGUGUCAUAUUUGGGGCUGUGGUGGUGCGUAAUAGGGUUGGAUAUGGGGUUUUUGUGAGGAUUAUUGUUGGUGGGUUUUUGGUUGGCGUUUUGGUGAUUGUAAACUUGGUGGGAUUGCUGGUUCAGAGUGUUUUUUACUAUGUCUGCAAGAGCGUCCACCAUCAGGGCAUUGAUAUGCUUGAUUUGGUUGAUCAUUUGGGUGGAUAUCUUGGUGAGUAUGUGCCUCUUAAAAGUAGCAUUCAAAUGGAAAAUUUAGAUGCAUGAGGUAGGGGAAGGGAAAGGAAAGGAAAGGAAAACUCAAUUUGUUUUCUAAUGGUUUAGGGGAUAUGAAACGAGCUGUUGUACAAAGAAGAACAUUUAAACCUUUUUGUUCUGAAUCUUGUACAUAGUCAAGAUCAGUCAUGUCUGUAUAUCUGAUUGGUGGUGAGGUUUUACUGUAAUGUUCUAUUGAUUGUCAUAUGUUGAUGGAGAAGUUCUGUUGUUUUUGUUA
Messenger RNA from Cucurbita pepo subsp. pepo (vegetable marrow), 1287 nucleotides. RefSeq lists its product as uncharacterized. The record is from RefSeq and is a predicted model, not a curated record. NCBI's taxonomy places the organism in Eukaryota, Viridiplantae, Streptophyta, Magnoliopsida, Cucurbitales, Cucurbitaceae.